GCGUCAGCUGAUAUCGGCUGAGCUGUGGCAGCGGCGGCGGCGGCGAUGGAGUUCCUCUUGGGCAACCCUUUCAGCUCCCCUGUGGGCCAGCGUGUCGAAAAAGCUACUGAUGGCUCCCUGCAAGGCGAAGACUGGGCCCUCAACAUGGAGAUCUGUGACAUCAUUAAUGAGACAGAGGAAGGGCCCAAAGAUGCCUUUCGAGCCAUAAAGAAAAGGAUCGUGGGGAAUAAGAACUUCCACGAGGUGAUGCUGGCUUUGACAGUCCUUGAAACAUGCGUCAAAAACUGUGGCCACCGUUUCCAUGUGCUGGUUUCUAGCCAGGACUUUGUAGAAGGCGUGCUGGUCCGAACCAUCCUCCCAAAAAACAAUCCUCCUGCCAUUGUGCAUGACAAAGUGCUGACCCUCAUACAGUCCUGGGCAGACGCCUUCCGCAGCUCACCCGACCUGACAGGAGUGGUAGCUGUAUAUGAGGACCUGAGGAGAAAAGGUCUAGAGUUUCCCAUGACUGACCUGGAUAUGCUGUCACCCAUCCAUACACCACAGAGGACUGUGUAUACCUCAGAUUCCCCACCAGGGCAGAACUCGCCAGCGGUGGAUUCCUCUCAGACAGUAGAGUCUAUCCUGCACCCUGUGUCCCUGCCAGGAGCUCCAGGGACUUCAGCCGAGGCUCCCAUUACACCUACUCCAGAGCAGAUUGGGAAGCUACGCAGCGAGCUGGAAGUGGUGAACGGGAACGUGAAGGUGAUGUCAGAGAUGCUGACGGAACUGGUGCCGGGACAGGCUGAAACCUCUGACCUUGAACUGCUCCAGGAACUGAACCGGACGUGCAAAGCGAUGCAGCAGCGUGUUCUGGAGCUGAUCCCCCGUAUCCUCAAUGAACAGCUAACAGAGGAGCUGCUCAUUGUCAAUGACAACCUCAACAACGUUUUCCUGCGCCAUGAACGGUUCGAACGGAUCCGAUCAGGACAGCCAGCUAAGCAACACAACAAUGCAGAAAAUGCAAGCAGUUUGAUUGACGUGGGGCCUGGUGCCACACUAGCAGGGAAUGAGUCUGAAGCCCCCAACUCUCUCUCGUCUCAGCUUGCAGGAAUGAAUCUGGGUGCUGGCAGCGUCAGCGCAGGGCUGCAAUCGCUUGAUCAUUCUGGCAAACUGGAAGAAGAGUUUGACAUGUUUGCCCUGACCCGUGGCAGCUCCUUGGCCGAGCAACGCAAAGAGGUGAAGUAUGAAGACCCUCUGGCAACCAAAGGACUAGCUGGAGCCCUGGAUGCCAGGCAGCAGAAUACAGGAGCGAUUCCCGUCCCCCAAGCCUCCCUCAUGGAAGAUAUUGAGCAGUGGCUCGGCGCUGAUGCGGCUGAGGAUCCGAAAGGCGUCACCAGCGAAGAGUUUGACAAGUUCCUGGAAGAGCGAGCAAAGGUGGCUGACCAGCUGCCCCUGCUUCCCAGUCCCCCGGCUGGGGUUCCUUCCCCUCCAACCAGCUCCGGCCCUCACCGGAAGAAAGAGAAGGAAGACGACACGAUGUUCGCUUUAUAGCCGUCCUACAGACUGGUGUGCUGUGGCUGCAAGAGGACCUGUGUGCUGCACUGCUCUCCUCCUCCACGGGGGGGGAGGGGGGCAAGAGAGGAGUGGGU
This is a messenger RNA of Euleptes europaea (tarantolino), 1628 nucleotides long. It is a transcript of the gene TOM1, whose product is annotated as target of myb1 membrane trafficking protein. Gene Ontology annotation, biological process: signal transduction. The coding region runs from base 46 to 1530 and encodes 494 amino acids. The record is from RefSeq and is a predicted model, not a curated record. Gene Ontology annotation, cellular component: endosome; membrane. NCBI's taxonomy places the organism in Eukaryota, Metazoa, Chordata, Lepidosauria, Squamata, Sphaerodactylidae. Gene Ontology annotation, molecular function: ubiquitin binding; phosphatidylinositol binding; clathrin binding. The transcript has 15 exons.